Cyphellophora attinorum is the source of this 5136-nucleotide messenger RNA. RefSeq lists its product as uncharacterized. The transcript has 6 exons. The coding region runs from base 1 to 5136 and encodes 1711 amino acids. Lineage: Eukaryota; Fungi; Ascomycota; Eurotiomycetes; Chaetothyriales; Cyphellophoraceae. The record is from RefSeq and is a predicted model, not a curated record.
AUGGCUGUCCCAGACAUCGACGACGCGGUUCGCGAUCUGGUCUCUCAUCUUGAAGGCGAGUUGAAAGCUGAUCGGCUGGUGGAGUUGAAAGACGCGAUCUUGGCGCCAUUCAAAAAGCCGGCCGAACUCAUCGCCACUGCUUCGCUUCGUCCGCUGUACAGCCUACUAGGCAACGCCAAACGAAACCCGAACUUACAACUGCAUCCACGCACUCUUGCCGGCAUUCUUUCACUCAUACUUCAUGCUGUACCGUCUCUUCAGCAACAGCGCGCGGUCCACAGCCUCUUGGACGCUGUUGGAGUCUAUCAAUCCGAGGAAACGUUAUCAGCCGCUCUGAAAAGCCGCAAGCUUGAUGUCAGCACCAAUGAUUUGCAUAGCUACCAGCGAUCUCUCACCAAGAGCUUGGUCCACAAUGUUGUUAGAUUCAUCAGCGGGGGCUCAGCAACACCAGAGGCUAGGCGCGCGGUCGCUCAAUUGCUCUCUAUCAUGAACAAAGGGACAAACGACCUUGGCACUCUUCUACGGCCAAGCCAGCAUCUUACCGUCCUCGGAGACGCCCUACUCACCUCGGACGAUUACGUGCUGCGUAUCCUGGUUGCAGAUGUGAUGAGAGGCUUGAUACAAAAUGGAGUGGAUCGGACUUCACUUUGGCCUCAUGGAACUGCGCCCGAAAGCAUCGAGAAAUUUCCGUCCGAGCAGCAUGCCACCGAUUCCUGGCUUCUCAAUGCUCGAGAUUACUUGUCGAGCGUUGACCAGAAGCAAUCGUUCAAGGGAGCCGGAUCUGCCUGCUUCUGGAUCAAGAACAUCUCUGUAUUCAGCGAACCGGACUUGGCCCGGGAGGACACCGGUGAUUCCUGCGCAGUGAUUAUCUUGUCUGAACCAGAUAAACUGUUUUCUGUGGCACCAGACAACGAUGACGGUCUCGUGCUUUUUCAAUACCCAGUUCUAGAACCUGGGUGCAUGAUGUUGGAGCAUCAUGGCGCUGAGACACCAGGCAUCCCGACCAGUACCCUCACCUACAAUGACGAUCAAGGCUUCGUUGUAUCGAAUGGCAACAAGACCGCUGUGGUUAGACUGGAGCUCGAAUUUGCAUCUUUCCGCGAUCUCAGAGUAUCCGGCGACGAACUUACGCGAGUUCAGAACAGACUGUCGACUGCUACUGGGUUCCAGGCAGACAGUCAACCUUCGUUGAUUCAGCGCAAGACGUCCUCGGCUUUCAUUGAUUUGCGCGAUGCCGAAGAACAAGCUGUUGUAGAACACGCAGCCAAUACUGAGACUGCUGGGUCUGAUACGCAAGUCAUUAGUCCGCUUCAACGAAAGAGUCAGGACGCCUCGAAUGUGGAGUACCAGGAGGUCUUCCACCAGUUCAUCGCUGCAGGGACUGACUCCGAGGACGACGUUGUGUUUCCAGUACAAUCUUCCUUUAGAGACCGCAUGAGCGCCUCACAAACAACCAAUGAUGGUGCGAAGCGCCCGCAGCGCGGCGCAGAGAAACCCAAGCCAAACAGUAGUGAAGAAUAUCGGGACGCGCCUGCCGCACCGGUGGUCAGUCGCAAACCUCAACCUAAUGUGGCAGUCGCACGGGUCUCCAAUGCACUUACCAAAAUUGCUGCCACAGCAUCCACUGAGUACAACGUCUGCGAGAAAGAUGUCGGCGGCUACAAAAGCGAAAGCAAAGCCGUCUUCAUCUACCUCCGCUCGCAGCUCCUCUCAAGAGACGACGAAGACGACAAGCCGUCUCAGAAGCAGGAUAGUACGCGUUUCAAGAAGCCAGCAAACCCCACCAAGCCUUCGCAGCCAGGAGGCAAGACCGCAGUCAACAAAGCAAGUAAGCCAACCAACUCGGCCAACCAGACGCUUGCGUCGAACCGACUAAGACGUGCCACAAGAUCUCAUGCUCAAACUCUCCGCGAGGCCUCCAGUCAAGCUGACAGUGACGAAGCAGCUUCUUCAGAUUCUGGCCCUAGCGAAAGUCGGAGAAAGUCUGUACUGGCAAGCGGGAUAGAGAACAAGGAGCACGUAACAAAGCACAUAUCUGCUGGUCACAACGAAGAUGGGAGCGAGUUGAGACCGAGGACCAGUGAACGAAGACCGCACAGAGAGGAAGGCAGUAGCGCUGCGCAUCCGGUCGAGUUCUUGGACGACUCGUCGCCGCAUGGAUCUGCAGCUGUUGACGCUGAUGGUCCCGCUAUGCUGAAUGAGAAGACUUCCCGUGUCACAGCUCACACCAGAACGGCUGCCGUGUCCCAAGAUGCCUACGAUACAACCGUGGAAGCCAACGAAGCACAAGAUUCGCAUCCCAUGGACAAGUCAGCUGUGGAGGAACAUGCGGCGAAAGGUGACCUGUCCUUCGGAACCAAUGUCCGGAAUCUUCUCACUCGCCUGUCUACCACAAAAUCACACGAGGCGACGUUGAAAACUGGGAAUGACAACGCGACGGAUUCGACGACGAAGCCAAUGACCCCGUUUGGCAACAAGACCAAGUUUGUUGAUAGUAUCAAGAGCGCAAAAGCUAAGUCCGCACGUAAGCAGCCCCGGAAGUCUUCAGAAGCUACACGGCAGAGUCCCCAGCCUCGUGGUCAUGGACCGGAUGCUGACCAGCCACGUCCCGGGACCAAAGAACUUUCGGCCCUUGGCAAUAUCGUUGACCAGUUCAACGACUUGCAUGACGCCCCCAGUCCGGACACGUCUGCGGCUGGCAGUGCUUCAUUUGUAAAGCACACCGAGGCAGUCAUCGAUCAUCUUGGGAUGGGCGCGUCUGCUAGGGAGGCUAAGAACCAAGAUCAUGCUCCUCACGCGGCUUCUGUAGUCGCCUCAGAGGCUGCAACAGGUUUAGAAGCCGGCCCAUCGAUUCUGGAGGAUGACACAACUGCUCAAGAUGUCUCUGUGACAGAGUCCUCGGACCUUGUCGAUUCUGAGAUGGUUCCACGAACCAAAUCUGUAGGCAGUGAAAAGCACCCCCUUUCUAUCUCGCUGUCGAAGCGACAAGUCACGGACCUCCGAUUCGGAUCGAACGUCGGCCAUCCAGGACGAAAGGCCACUCCAAUUGCCAAGGAAUCGGUCCGGAGACCGCGUGCAUCAAAGGCUACAUUGGACGCCACUCAGCGCAACGAGCCGGUCUUAGUCCGACCACCACAGUCCGAGGCCAAAAAGUACGAGCCACGCACUCCAGGCGCAAACCUCAAAAAGCUCCGCACGCCCACGGCAGCCUUGUCAAGCGAGAAAAGUGCGAGCAAGGCGCCAGUGAUAAGCUUUGGCCCAAAUGGUGCUCGCAACCAGGGUCGACGAAUAGACUCGCCGUCGAAUCCCAGCCCCGUCAAGACCACCACGUCUGUGAAGACUCGCAAUGGAGGUGCGUCAAUGCUGAAACAAGUCACCACGAACAAUCUACAGAACGGUGCCCUGGCACCCAAUAAGACACAACGGCUAGUGGCAUCAUCUCUGCGUCCCAAAGACUCAUCCGAUGAGACGGAUGAGAGAGAUGCGGGACGACGGGACACUGAGCUUGAGGCUCUUUCCGCCCAGUCAGAUGAAGGCAUCAUGAUGAUGGAGGAUGGCGGUCCUAAUGAGACGGCUCUCAACGAUGUACACGAACGCAACGUGGAAAUAGGAGCCAUUACAGUGGGAGAGAUGAAUGUCCCGGGCGUUUCAGUCUCCAAACCUGUGGGAAGUCGACGUGGCGAGCCCGCACAGCCUGUCUCGGCCAGGACUCGUAAUGUCGAAGGCAGAACCGCCGCAUCAAUCGAUGUCACGGACAUUGACAUUACUGGCGGCGAAGAAGCUCGCGGUGGCAGCAACGAGGUCACCGAUAGGCACCGGAAUACGACGGACGUAAUGAAUCUGACAGCCUACGAAGAAACCACUGAAUCGUCCUCGUCUGAGGAUGCUAGCCGCAACGAAGAAACCUCCGAAUACGAAGAUUCGGCGGCAGAGCUAUUACGAAGUGCCUCGCCCUCGGCACAGGACGGCAGGCGAGCGAAGACUGCAAAAUUGGCCCCUGCAAUUCUAUCGGACGAGCCUGUCGACAACAAAGUCAGGGUUGUAAAAGCUAAGGACCUUCGACCGGCUCCUAGACAAUCAAUUGGUGUGGACACGUUCAUCACGACAACACACCCAAAAGCAGCCAGAACAAUCAAGACUGCGGAUUUCAAGAGGCCUUCCAAGAAUGUUCAGCGAGAUUCAACAGCAGAUGCUCGAGUCUCGAGCAAAAUACGAGGCAAGGACUCUGAUGCACUCCAAUUUCCCUCCGGGGUCGAGGACACUGUUGCAGCAGCUCUGAGCACCACAGACCCGGAAUAUGGCUCAAUGCGGCCUCCGGCGAUCAGGGCCUCAACUGAAUCAACUCGCGUUGCCACCACAGCUUCUGCGGGGCGCCACAACUCGACUACCCAGGAUGCUGUGAAGAUACCUCAGGUCAUUGCAAGAGAGCCUGAAGAACAAGCCGCAUCUUUCUUCCCAGAGCGUGUCAAGCCGACAGGAAUUUCUGAACCCGCUACACAUGGAGAAGUUGAUCAGCCACAAGGGACCCCGGCACCUUUCCACACCAAGCUCGCAGAUGGGAUGAAGCAACAUCAGCUUGACCGGGCAUUCGAGGCUGAGGUUGACAACGACCCUACCUUGGUCGAGGCCGUGCAAGCAAAUAUUGACAGCUUCCUGUACACUACUCGUAGUCUGCCCGCAAGGGUAUCUUCCAGAAGACGGCCAAUGCCUCCCGAUUCAUCAUCUGUUGAAGACGAGGACGAGUGGCAGCAUGAUUUGCAGAACAUGGAAGUUUCACAAUCUCAUCGCCACAUCUUCGAUACUAUGCUUCAGCUUUCUCAGAAUGCGUUGUUGAAGCUCGUUCGCGAGGAAAAUGCUAUCGUAACGAAGGCGACGGAAUAUGCUGGCGGAAGCAACGAGGUCGUUCGAGAGUGGCAGGACUGUGUUUGUGAUCGCGUUGAGCACGAGAAGACCACACUAAAGCAGAGACUGGAUCAGGCUAGGGAGCACGUCGCAAGUGCUGAAGACAAUGCGCGAAAACUAUGCCUUGUUGCAGGUAUGGCCUCACACGAAGCCUUCAACCUGGAAGGCAUGGAGAAGGCUGUCAUCGACCGAGCCGAAUCGACCAUCCGUUCGUUGGAUGCUCUCAGAGCUUAA